Blepharisma stoltei is the source of this 1379-nucleotide messenger RNA. Lineage: Eukaryota; Ciliophora; Heterotrichea; Heterotrichida; Blepharismidae. The record is from the annotation of a GenBank genome assembly.
AUGCAUCAGUGCCAAGAUUGCGAAAAUAUGAUACCUCCUAACAGAUUUAGGUGCCAUUAUUGUCACCAAAGAAUACAAGAGGAUCCCGAAAUGCAAAUGUUUGUGGCGGUAAUGGAUCUGGUAAAAGAAAGGGUUGCAAUGUAUAGUGAUUUAAUACAAAAUCGUAUCCUAAUGGUAAAAGAAGACAUAAUUUCAUGUGUUUCUGAAGCAAUUUUUAACUAUAAGCAAACAAUUGUCCAAAACUUAGCUAAGAUAAACAGCUGAACCGAACCCAAUUCAUUUAGAGAUCUUAAGACCAUUUAUGGUGAGCCAAAGCUCACCUGCUAAGCCUUAAGGCUGCUAUUACUCACCGCUAUUGAUGACAAGACAGCUUAUCUUCACAACUCAAAUUCGUUGUCUCGCCAGAACAUCCUCUUAAAUGCGAUUACCCCAAAUUAACUUGCAUCUCCUCCAUAAAGUCAUAUGAACUGUGGACUUGCAUCCAUCUUGCCUCAUCCAUCUAUAUGCUCAUUUUGAAUUGUGUAGAGACUUGCGCAGCCUGUACUGCCUAGUACUCGUCCACACACCUUGUUCCGUCCAUCUCACUAGCUAUCCUAUCACAGGAGCCCAAGGUCCUUUAAUCCGAUGUUAGAGCUUGGAUCGAGGAAAAGUUCUUUGCCAACUGAGCCAAAAACUUACCCUGAAGAAAAAUUAACUUUAUAAAAGGCAACUCUUUUUAGGUCGAGUAGCCAUUUCUCCGAUUAAAAUUUUUUAAAUAAACAGCUAUAUGGAUAUUGAAGAUCAAUAUUACUUACUACCCCCCCCCCCCCCCUCCGUGAGCGAACAAAACCAUUAGAAAAAUCGCCAUUUUUUGACCAAAAACCCACCCUCCGUGAGUGAACAAAAAUUUUUUUAAUAGAAAAAAAUUUUAAUGGAAAAAAAUUUUGAUAUAUAAGUGAUAAUUAGUAUAAUGAAAUCUAGAGCUAAUUCUGUUUAAUUUUAAAAAAUUGCGUUUUAAAACAUAAAUUUUGCAAAUUAAAUUAAUAUUUGCUUCCCAAUUUUUGCAAAUUAGGAUUUUUUUAAAUUUCGAAAAAAAUAUUUUUUAUAAAAUUUAUAUAUAAAAUUUUUUUUUAAAAAAAAAAAUUAACCCCCCUCCGUGAACGAACAAAAUUUUUUUGUUCGCUCACGGAGGGGGGGGGGAGUUAGAUGAUGAUAUGAUGGAUAUUCCAGACCCCCAGAAUAUUAUUGAGUAUUUAGAUAUUCCACAAAUGCAAUUUAAUUUAGACUCAAAUGAAGUCCAAGAAGGUUUUAGGCAAGUUUUAAGAGGCAAUUAUGUGAUGUUCAGAGAGCUUAUAAAAUGCACAGGAAAGCCUCCUGCCGAUAUUGGCGAUAUUGCUUAA